Molecule: messenger RNA, 2974 nt
Organism: Oncorhynchus kisutch (coho salmon)
Lineage: Eukaryota; Metazoa; Chordata; Actinopteri; Salmoniformes; Salmonidae
Product: actin-binding LIM protein 2
Biological process (GO): lamellipodium assembly; cytoskeleton organization
Cellular component (GO): actin cytoskeleton
Molecular function (GO): actin filament binding
Source: RefSeq, a predicted model, not a curated record
CAAGACUUCGAGGGGAAAAGUACUAGCUAGUGCUCUCAUAACAUUCAUUUUGCAACGUUUUUUCCUCUCACUUCAAAAAGAAGCAUAACGCGUCAGUUUUAUCAAGGAUAUUACACAUUUUAUUCAUUUACGCCAGGUUUUAUGUUGUUUUUAUUUUUUUGCAAAGCUUCGUUUUUGGCGUGUUCUCAUCUGGAAGGAACCUGUGCGUACGUACGAGAAGGUGUAUCCAUUAUGCGCGCCUCUGUGCAGUGGUCUGGUGCGGUAAACGCCCUGUGAGAGAUUUCUGAGAGGUGGUGUCAUCUUUUAGGGCCAGAAGAUUCUAUUUAUAUUAGAAAGCUGCAAUCCCUUAACUAUAACUCAGCCUGAGCUGCUUGUAAGCUACCCGAGAGAGGCUUUCGGGAAUCAUAUGACCUGCUGCAGCUCAUUCCAAAGAUACCGGAAAGGGCGCUCGCUCCCGCAGCUUUUGCGCUCUUUCAAACCACAGUCUUCGGAAAGGGGUACAUCUGGAGGAUGUACAACACCGCAGGACAACAGAAAGACGUUGAAUAUUAGGAUAAGAAAUACUGCUCUUUGUUUGUAACGGAUAUAUAUAUUACAGUUGAGAAGGGACACUGAUAGAGCAAAAAAUGCCGGAGGAAAAAGUAUUUCACCAGCAGGCUGUCCACAGCCCUCUGGAGCAGGGGAAGCAGGGGAAGCAGGGCAGCGGCGGCAGCAGCUCUGUCCCCUGUCAGAACUGUGGCAAGGCCUGCAAGGGAGAGGUGCUGCGCGUGCAGAACAAACACUUCCACAUCAAGUGCUUCGUCUGCAAAGGCUGGGGAGAAACACUACCACCCGUCAUGUGCCCGCUGUGCCAGGUGUGAGCAGAUGUUUGGAGAGGGAGAGGAGAUGUACCUGCAAGGUAACUCCAUCUGGCAUCCUCCUUGCAGACAGGCAGCCAGACAGGAGGAGAAGAGUAAGAAGCAGGUCCGGAUACAGGUCAAUGACGUCCCUGAGCAGCAGGUGAGCAGGACAUCCUCUGAGAGCAUCACCUCUGUCCCAGCCUCCAGUGCGUCUGGCUCUCCGAACAGGGUCAUCUAUGCCAAACUAGGAGAUGAGAUGCUGGACUACAAAGACCUUGCUGCUCUGCCAAAGAUCAAGGCGAUCUACAACAUCGACCGGCCAGACAUGCUCUCCUACAGUCCCUACGUCAGCUACCCCUCAGAGGAACGACACUACGGAGAUGGUGACGGAGAGAAGUCUCCUCGUCAGAGGAGGCCCUCCAGCCCCAGCUCCAACAGCUCCCUGGGGAAGUAUGGAGGGUACACCCCUUCUCGCUCCCCCCAGAACUACAGCAGGCCGGGAGAUCUUUAUAUGGCCAGUAAAGCAAUGGGUAAUAGAUAUGGCCAGGCCCUUGACUCCAGCUCCCUCCCCCACCCCUCAGCCUACACAGGGGGGCCUAAGUACCUCUCCUCCUUGGCUAGGGACUCCUCCUCCCUCCCCAUGGACUACUCAAGGGGUCUACCCCCCAAGUUCCCUGGGGGGCUGCAGGUGCCUGGGCCGUUGACACAGCCUGGUAAUAUGUCUCCCGGUGGCAGAGUCUCUGCUGGAGGCAGAAACUCUCAUCUGCCCCUUAACCCUACCACCAUGGCCGUGCUCCAGCAGCACAACUAUGUGCCCUACUUCAGAGGUAGUGAAAGUGGUCGGAGUACCCCCAGUUUGUCCACGUAUUCCGAUGGCAAAUCUCCCUCCUUCACCUAUGUGGCAACUCCCAGGCAUUUCCACGUACCAGAGACUAAGGUCAAGAUAGAUAAUAUCUAUAGAAAACCCCCUAUCUACAGACAGCAUGCCUCCAGAACUUCCUGGCAAGAAGGAGACGACAUCAAGACAAGGACCAGUUGGAUGAUCUUGAAGAGUGAGAUAGACGGCGAGCCCCUCCCAGAGUACCUGCUGGACCCCAGGAAGUCUACCUGCAGCCUGCCCACUGACACCUCCCGGACCAACUUCCCAUACAAUAAGUGUGCUUCCCUGCCAGGAUAUGGAAGGAAUGGCAUAUACAAGGAGGUUGCCGACCAUGUUGAGGUUGACCCAGACCAGCAGGACUCCCACAGCUGGGGAGGAAUGAGAGAGUACAAGGUGUACCCCUAUGAGGUGCUGUCUGUGACCCACAGGGUGAGGGUGAAGCUACCCAGAGAUGUGGACCGUACCAGACUGGAGAGACACCUCUCCCCAGAGGACUUCCACCAUGUGUUUGGGAUGACCCUGAAUCAGUUUGACCGCAUGGCUCUGUGGAAGAAGAACGACAUGAAAAAGAAGGCACGCCUUUUCUAAAGCCAAGCAGGAGAACGGGAGAAAAAUCAUUAUAACAUCUCCAGUCUACAACGUCUGUCCUGUCUGGAAGAAAGAAAAAAACAUCUGAAAUAAUCUACAUAUGAACCGUUACGUUAAAACUGAGAAACAUCUAAUCGCAGACAGAAUGAGGAGUGGUUGGGAGUACCCAAUGGUUUCACAAUGUCGCUGUAACAUCCAACGUCGAGGCGAUGUUCGUCACCUAUAGCUUUUGUAUGCGAGUGGUCUGAAUGUUACUGUGAUUCACCUUUAAGGGAGGUAAGGGAGCUGCAUUUACAUGGUCCGUCACACCACUCCUCCUCCAAUCCUCUUCUCCUCUCAUCCCUCUAUGCGAGUUCUGCAUCCCGCUCUCCCUUCCUCUGCAAAAAAGAGAAAUAGCAGCUUUUCUAAAAAUUCAUGAGCUUUUUUUCUCUUUGUUUCUGUGUAUCUCACUGGUUUCAUAUGUGUGUUCCUUUUACUGUGUUUGUCUCCACUUGGAACGGUUGAGGUUUUCCCUCUUUUAUCGUUUUCUAAGGUCUCACUCUCUUUCCUUAUCUACCGUGUCUUGUUUAACAUCUCUCUCUCUCCUCUCUCUCUCAUCCCACCUCUCCUUACCUCUCCUCACUCCUCUCUCUCUCUCCUCUCUCUCUCAUCCCACCUCUCCUUACCU